UUUCUUCCCUGGAGAACAGAAGGAGAUGUUAGGCAGAAUGUCCAUGAAGCUCUUUUCAUUUGAAAUGUGACUAAGCAUCAGUGAUGCCACACUUUUACACAACAGCCACAAGCAUGACAGGACCAAUGACAACCUCAAUGAGAAACUGAAAACAGAGGAAGGAAAAUGCCGUUAUCAGUCCACAGCUAGAAAUUAAAGCCAUACCCAUGUUCAGAUCAUGAUGAGAGUAAGCUGUGUGAAGAGUCUGUUUCCAGUCUUGGCUGUCACUGUAGUGUUUCUCUAUGUGAGCUUUGUCAAGCGGAAAAUCCAAACCCAAGAGAAACAGUUUUACCAGCUCCAGCAGAACUUCUCGAUACACAGCACUUCUCCUCAACAGGCUGGAGAAACUGGAGGCUCAUGUACAUGCAAUAGGGUUGCAUGUGAUCAUCAGUAUGCAAGCCUCCCCUCACAGUGUUCCCAAACAGAGAAAAGCCUCUACAAAAGCCACAGAGCAGCAGAGAAAACUGCCAAAGGAGGAGAAUGACCAUGGAGAAGAUGAAGACUACCAGCCACAAAACACACCAGAUUCAGAGAGCGAUGCAGACAUAACUGAGGAAGAUGAGAGUGAAGAUGAGACGUUCGCAGUGAAGAACAAAAAGAAGACGCCUCCACACCAGUGAUUAGUCAGAGUCCAGCUGCCUCUGUAUCUGUACUAAAGAAGACCCCCACUACUCCACCUCUCUCUAAACCUGCACUCUGCUCCAGUCCUGCAGAGGGCAUACUGCCAAAGUGGAAUCCACCUGAUAAGAUUGAUCGCUGAAAUCAUCCAUUUGAAGUUUUGGAUGUGCAUACGUUCUCAGGACAGUGAUUAAAGAAAACUUUCUUAUGAUUUGUCACCCUUGUGUAACUUCAUGUCCAGGUCUUGUUAGCAGGAGUCCUGGUGCAUCUCAGAAUGCAGUUGUGAAGUCUCCUGGACAGGGCCUGCGGUUGGGACUUUCCCACCUGGCCAGAGUCAAACCCUUGCACCCUAAUGCUUCUGCUCACUAAACACACUUGUUUUAUAGACACAAUGUAUUUGGAAACUGCUCAACAGUUUUAUGGGGGGAGACUUGGUAGUUUCCCCUUACAGAGAGAAUUUCUGGAAAGUCAAUAUUAAGAUUUUUUGAAAGCUCUUUCAUUCUUUACUACUUUCUCCAGCUUUGUAUUGUUGUAACUUUUUUUAAAUGUCAUUUUUAACACUUUGUAAAUAGGCACGUCACUACACAUUAAAGAUUGAGGAUAUGCUAAAAUUUGUAUAUACUUGAUCUUAGCAUAAAAUUGUAUAUUUGCAAAGAGGUUUGUGUUUGCUCAUUAUUGUAGUUAUGGUAUCUACAGUCAGGGUAUUUACUGUAAUACUCAUGCAAUGUUUCCCUCUAGGGACCAAAGGGCUGUCAAAAAAUUGCUUUCCUCUUUAAACAUGUCCACACCAUCAAUGUUCAGAUCAUGAUGAGAGUAAGCCGUGUGAAGAGUCUGUUUCCAGUCUUGGCUGUCACUGUAGUGUUUCUCUAUGUGAGCUCUGUCAAGUGGAAAAUCCAAACCCAAGAGAAACAGUUUUACCAGGUCCAGCAGAACUUCUCGAUACACAGCGCACUUCUCCUCAACAGGCUGGAGAAACUGGAGGCUCAUGUACAUGUGAUAGAAGGAAGAAGCUUCAAAUUGAAAGGUGAGAAGAAGCCAUCAGAGAAGCUGUUCCCAAACUCACAACUCUUCAGCAAAUGGACUGUGGAGCUUUCCAAGGAAGACCAGAGAAAAGCUGAAGAUCUCUUUCAGAAAUACAGAUAUAAUGCCUUCCUCAGUGACCAAAUCCCUCUGGACAGUGAUCUGCCGGAGACUAGAGACUACAGGUGUGUCUCGGCGGUUUAUGUAAAUGCUCAGUAUUUCAAUACCUGUCUCUAUCUGAUUUACCUGGAUGAGGCUCUGUCUGUCAUUCAAAGAGCCAUUUGCAGUAUCAUCAACAGAACUCCAGCCCACCUGCUCAAAGAGAUCAUAUUGGUGGACGACCACAGCAGAAAUGGCUUGUUUUUCUCAAAGUUCAGUCAGCAUAUCCUGCUUGGUGAUUAUUGUAUGGAAUACUGCUAA
Messenger RNA from Myxocyprinus asiaticus (Chinese sucker), 2097 nucleotides. Its product is annotated as probable polypeptide N-acetylgalactosaminyltransferase 8. Bases 1462 to 2097 code for a protein of 211 amino acids. Gene Ontology annotation, cellular component: Golgi apparatus. The transcript is spliced from 8 exons. Lineage: Eukaryota; Metazoa; Chordata; Actinopteri; Cypriniformes; Catostomidae. The record is from RefSeq and is a predicted model, not a curated record.